Mesoplodon densirostris (Blainville's beaked whale) is the source of this 1959-nucleotide messenger RNA. It is a transcript of the gene LRRC4, whose product is annotated as leucine rich repeat containing 4. The record is from RefSeq and is a predicted model, not a curated record. Gene Ontology annotation, cellular component: glutamatergic synapse; postsynaptic density membrane; plasma membrane. Gene Ontology annotation, molecular function: protein binding. Gene Ontology annotation, biological process: modulation of chemical synaptic transmission; postsynaptic density protein 95 clustering; synaptic membrane adhesion. The transcript has a single exon. The coding region runs from base 1 to 1959 and encodes 652 amino acids. Lineage: Eukaryota; Metazoa; Chordata; Mammalia; Artiodactyla; Ziphiidae.
AUGAAGCUCUUGUGGCAGGUAACUGUGCACCACACCUGGAAUGCCGUCCUGCUCCCCGUCGUCUACCUCACGGCGCAAGUGUGGAUUCUGUGUGCAGCCAUCGCUGCUGCCGCCUCCGCCGGGCCCCAGAACUGCCCGUCUGUCUGCUCGUGCAGUAACCAGUUCAGCAAGGUGGUGUGCACCCGCCGGGGCCUCUCCGAGGUCCCUCAGGGUAUUCCUUCCAACACCAGGUACCUCAACCUCAUGGAAAACAACAUCCAGAUGAUCCAGGCCGACACCUUCCGCCACCUCCACCACCUGGAGGUCCUGCAGCUGGGCAGGAACUCCAUCCGGCAGAUCGAGGUGGGGGCCUUCAACGGCCUGGCCAGCCUCAACACCCUGGAGCUGUUUGACAACUGGCUGACAGUCAUCCCGAGCGGGGCCUUUGAAUACCUGUCCAAGCUGCGGGAGCUCUGGCUGCGCAACAACCCCAUAGAAAGCAUCCCCUCUUACGCCUUCAACCGGGUGCCCUCCCUCAUGCGCCUGGACUUGGGGGAGCUCAAGAAGCUAGAGUACAUCUCUGAGGGGGCUUUUGAGGGACUGUUCAACCUCAAGUACCUGAACUUGGGCAUGUGCAACAUUAAGGAUAUGCCCAACCUCACCCCCCUGGUGGGGCUGGAGGAGCUGGAGAUGUCAGGAAACCACUUCCCUGAGAUCAGGCCUGGCUCCUUCCAUGGCCUGAGCUCCCUCAAGAAGCUGUGGGUCAUGAACUCACAGGUCAGCUUGAUUGAGCGGAAUGCUUUUGAUGGGCUGGCCUCCCUGGUGGAACUCAACUUGGCCCACAAUAACCUCUCUUCUUUGCCCCAUGACCUCUUCACCCCACUGAGGUACCUGGUGGAGUUGCACCUACACCACAAUCCUUGGAACUGUGAUUGUGACAUUCUGUGGCUAGCCUGGUGGCUUCGAGAGUACAUACCCACCAAUUCCACCUGCUGUGGCCGCUGUCAUGCUCCCUUGCACAUGCGAGGCCGCUACCUGGUGGAGGUGGACCAGGCCUCCUUCCAGUGCUCCGCCCCCUUCAUCAUGGACGCACCUCGGGACCUCAAUAUCUCUGAGGGUCGGAUGGCAGAACUUAAGUGUCGGACUCCCCCCAUGUCCUCCGUGAAGUGGCUGCUGCCCAAUGGGACAGUGCUCAGCCACGCCUCCCGCCACCCACGGAUCUCUGUCCUCAACGACGGCACCUUGAACUUUUCCCAUGUGCUGCUCUCAGACACUGGGGUAUACACAUGCAUGGUGACCAACGUGGCGGGCAACUCCAAUGCCUCGGCCUACCUCAACGUGAGCACGGCCGAGCUCAACACCUCCAACUACAGCUUCUUCACCACUGUCACAGUGGAGACCACUGAGAUCUCGCCUGAGGAUACAACACGAAAGUACAAGCCCGUUCCUACUACGUCCACUGGUUACCAGCCGGCAUAUACCACCUCUACCACGGUGCUCAUUCAGACCACCCGUGUGCCCAAGCAGGUGGCGGUAACCGCAACGGACACCAAUGAUAAGAUGCAGACCAGCCUGGAUGAAGUCAUGAAGACCACCAAGAUCAUCAUUGGCUGCUUCGUGGCAGUGACUCUGCUAGCUGCUGCCAUGUUGAUUGUCUUCUAUAAACUUCGCAAGCGGCACCAGCAGAGGAGUACGGUCACAGCUGCCCGGACUGUUGAGAUUAUCCAGGUGGAUGAAGACAUCCCAGCGGCGGCAUCUGCAGCAGCAACAGCAGCUCCAUCCGGUGUAUCAGGUGAGGGGGCAGUCGUGCUGCCCACAAUUCAUGACCAUAUUAACUACAACACCUACAAACCAGCACAUGGGGCCCACUGGACAGAAAACAGUCUGGGGAACUCUCUGCACCCCACAGUCACCACUAUCUCUGAACCUUAUAUCAUUCAGACCCAUACCAAGGACAAGGUACAGGAAACUCAAAUAUGA